AUGGCGCUGCACUUGCCGUCCCACGCUCUCACUGCGCGCUUGUCGGGAUUCACGGAGGCGCGUUUGUUCGGUCUACGUGUGACGUGUAUAUCCCCUGCGCGCACAGCUGCGCACUUUCUGACUCUCGCCUCUCCGCCUUGCGCGCAGCCCGCAUGUGCGCCAAUCGCGGGUCCUCGUGCGCAAGCGGGCACGGCGCAGGCGGAUGCUGGGCGGGCGGAUUCGGCGACAGGCGCAGCGCAAGGCGCAGUGGCGGGCGCAGCAGCAGGCGCAGUCCGCGCUGCAGCAGGCGACGGUGACAGAGGCGCGAGAGAGGCGGCAUGGGCGCAAGAAGGACGGGCGGCGGCGCGGGGAGGAAGGGCGGCCCCGGAGUCGGAAUCGAGCUUGGAGCCCGGCAGCGUUGACGGCUUCCACUCGCUGGGGCUGCCGGCGGGUGUGACGGAGCGCGUGGCGUCGUUAGGGCUGCUCGAGCCCACCGACAUCCAACGACGCGCCGUGCCCGCGCUCAUGCAAGGCACGGACGCGGUGCUGCAGUCGUUCACGGGGUCGGGCAAGACGCUCGCCUAUCUGCUGCCCAUCCUCGCCUCCGUGGGCCCUCUCAGCCGCCCCCCUGGCCACGCCGACACCACUGGGGCUGCUGGGGCCGGGGGAGGGGAGGGGGAUGGGGACGGCAAGGGCAAGAGAGGCAAGAAGGGGCGCGCAGGCGGAGGGGGAGGGGGCGGGGGAGGUGGGGUGGAGGCGGUGGUGGUGGCGCCGUCACGGGAGCUGGCGAUGCAGAUCGUGAGAGAGGCGGAACGCGUGCUGGGGGAGAAGCAUAAGGUGGGGGGAAAGGGGGGGGGGGGGGAAGGGGUGAGGAGCAUAAGGUGGGGGGAAAGGGGGGGGGGGGAAAGGGGUGAGGAGCAUAAGCGAUGUGUGCAGCAGCUAAUCGGCGGGGCGAACCCUCCUCCUCACGCUUUUCCCCCUCACCCCACCCCACCACCCCUCGCCCCCUCGCCGCCUGUCCCUGGCUCCGUAACAGCGCUGUGUGCAGCAGGCGAACCCCCACCGGCAGGAGGAGGCUGUUGCCACAGUGGUGGGCACACCCGCUGUGUGCAGCAGCUGAUUGGAGGGGCGAACCCCCAUCGGCAGGAGGAGGCGUUGAAGAAGUACCGGCCGGCCAUCGUGGUGGGCACGCCGGGGCGCAUCGCUGAGAGCAGCCGGGCCGGGCGGCUGUCAACCCACUCGUGCCGGUGGCUGGUGCUGGACGAGGCGGACAUGCUGCUCUCGCACCGCUUCCGGAUGGACAUGUUGAGGAUUCUGGACCACGUGGGACGGCGAAAGUCCCUUCACCACCCUGCACCUAGCACCACCACUGCCAUGGCAGCAGCAGGCAGCAGGGCGGAGAGGCAGCUGGUGAUGGUGUCAGCCACGGUGCCCCGGCCCGUGCUGGAGGCCGCCUGCAAGUGGGGCAACCACCCGACGCUCGUCCAGCAGCAUGCCGUGCAGCCCAUCGACCCCCGCUCUGCUGCUGCUGCUGCUGCUGCUGCUGCUGCUGCCAGCGUGGCAGGCAGUGAUUUGCUUCCUGUUCCGGCUGCCACAGCAUCAGCAGCGCACGGAGCGCUCGUGAUUCCACCGCCUGCAGCAGUGCUGGCAGGAGGGGUGGCAGGAGGGCUGCUGGCGUCGCUAGGAGGCGGUGAGGAGGGGCCGCUGGUGGCUCUGAGGGGCAGCCUGCCGCCCAACCUCGAGCACUGCUACAUAGUGGUGAACAGGCGGCACCACGUGGACAUCGUGAGGCGCUGCGUGCAUGCAUUGGAGGCGCGGUCAGCCAUGGUGUUUAUGAACUUUGGGCGGCGCCUGGUGGACGUGCAGCACAAGCUGGAGGCCAGAGGGCUGUCUGCUGCUGCGCUGCAUGGCACCAUCUCCAAGCUCGCCCGCACCAACAUCAUGUCCUCCUUCAGGGACGGCGGGGUGCGAGUGCUGCUGGCAACAGAGGUGGGUGCACGUGGGCUGGACGUCGUUGCCUGCGACCUCGUGGUCAACCUUGAGCUGCCCGCCUCGCCCGCCCACUACGCGCACCGCGCCGGCCGCACGGGGCGGCUGGGGCGGCGGGGCGUGGUGGUGUCGGUGUGUGAGGAGCGCGAGGAGUUUGUGGUGCUGCGCGUGGCGCGCGAGCUGGGUGUGAAGAUGGCGCGCAUGGAGGUUGUUGAGGGCAGCCUCGUGCCGUAUGAGGGGCGCAUGAAGUACUGA
Closterium sp. Naga37s-1 is the source of this 2223-nucleotide messenger RNA. NCBI's taxonomy places the organism in Eukaryota, Viridiplantae, Streptophyta, Zygnematophyceae, Desmidiales, Closteriaceae. The record is from the annotation of a GenBank genome assembly.